Messenger RNA from Dentiscutata erythropus, 223 nucleotides. NCBI's taxonomy places the organism in Eukaryota, Fungi, Glomeromycota, Glomeromycetes, Diversisporales, Gigasporaceae. The record is from the annotation of a GenBank genome assembly.
AUGCAACACGAUGAGAUAAAUCAGUCAGUUUACUAUACUGCUAAUCGAAUUUAUCAACAAGAUAAUGAAAAGCAAAGUAAUGAUAAUUAUGUUGAUAAAGAGAAUGUAAAUCCUUAUUUACAAAAUUCAAAAGUGCGUAAGGGCAGAGGUCGUCUACUGGGCACUAAAAGACUCAAGUUGUCUCAUGAAGUUGUCAAGCCCAAAACAAAGCAACAAUGUCGAU